GGACGAAAUCCAGCGCAUUUCCGAAGGUUGCGUUACUGUCAACACUCUUGUUGUUACAUCUGCACUGAUGACUGUAGAUAUUGUAAAUUUGCUUAAUUCUGCUGCCUGUGGAGAUCCAAAAGUUAUGCUUCCGGCUAGCCAACAGCUUACAAUGCUAACUGAAAUGAAGGAAAACUACAGUGAAGUUUGUUCAGCAAUUGCUGCAUGCGUUUUCUCGUGUGAUAAUCAUUUGUCAGCUGAUGGACGUUUUAUUGGUCUUAUUCACCUCAAAAAUAUAAUUAUCGACUGCAAAGUUUGGCCAAAUGUCGAUAUCAAUGUCAAGAAAGAGUUAGAAGGGCUUUUGUUCGGUUAUAUAUCUCGUGGAGUAGAACAGACUAACCUUUCCAACUCUACUGAAAAUUCCCCACGAAGUGGUGCGAUUAUUGCAGAACUUGUUGCAAGUUUUGUGAGAAAUGAGUGGAUGAAGAAUGAUUGGUCAGAUUCCUUUUGGCAUAGGCUUGUUGAUUGGCAUGCGUGGUCAUCCUUAAGAUCUGGAUUAAAAGCUGCUGGAAGUUUUAGGUUACCUUGGAGACGUCGGGCUUUCAACUCACUAGUCAGGGAUUUGUUACCAAAUAUUAUUGAGUCGUUUCGGAUAGCUUUGGAAAGCCCGGAAAGAAACAUUGACCCUGGCAUCAAGUUGGCGAGAUUACUCUAUUCGUGCUUCACUUUAAUAGACUACACUAGCUGCAUGAGUUCAGAAAACACAGAUAAGUUGUUCAAAGCGGCUCUUACAGUCUCUAUCCAGUCUCUGAACCUCGCGUUUCAAGAUCUACCAAGUAAAGGAGAAUCCCCUCUAAUAUCUGUUUUUCGUCGACGUGUAUCAAAAUUGCUAUUUUCUGUGUUUCUAUCUGCGUCUCCAGAAGUUCGCGACGUCUUUGUUGAGUCUGUGUUAGAGCAUAUUUUGUUUAUUGUUUCAUGUCCAACUGGGACAAAAAUAAGCUACAAGGAUAGACAUGCAGUAAAGUGGCUUUUAGCAGUUACAUACAACGUGUUGCUCUCCAAAUCUUCUGAACAUAGGGGUCACAUUGCACUUACCGAACAGGGAAAACACAAACUGGAAUUAUGGAUGUCCGAGUCUUGUCUAUCAAACAAUGGACAAGUAAAUAACAAGUUGUCAUAUUUUGUUAUGUCUCUCUUUGAACAUUGGUUUCUGUUCACUCCAAAGGAAUUUCAACUUCUUACUAGUGAUCCAGAAGCUUGUUUAGCCUCAGGUGGUAUUACCAAUACAAGUGCAAGCAAGGAAGUUGAGGAUGUUGAAGAGUAUGUUAGUCUCAAUUCUUUCUGGAAUGUUGACUGUCAAACAAAUGAGUUGUGGAGGUGUAAUAUUCAAACAUUGAUGGGGAUCUCUGACAAUUCUCAGCACAUGCUUAAUGCCGAACCAUGCCGUCAGUUAGCAGAACUUAUAUUUACAGUAUAUUCUCGAUUUUAUGAGGAUUUGAAUCCUUUACUUUAUCAGAUAAUUCAGGGCGUAAAUGCUGGAACUGACAAACCAUUUAUUUAUGAAGCUGUUAUGAGACUGACACAAUUAUGCUUGCCUUAUUUUGGUACAAAAGAAAAUUGGAUUAAUCUAACUAAACACCUUAUAACUGAAGGUUUAGCCAUAGGGAAUUCUAUACAGAAUAGUCUUGGAUCGCAUCCAAUAGAAGAUGAAAUACCACCCGUUGUUAUUUUGACUCGAACUCUCUGCCUCUUAUCGCGAUACGGUAUAAUGUGUAUUCCGUCAAAUGAUAUGGAGUCUUCAUCAUUGAAGUCACGGUGUAACGAUGCUCUCUUGCAUUUAAAUCAAUUUCUACGUCGGCCUACCAACUGGGGUCAAGAGAUAUCUAGAAAUCAAAUAAUAUUGUGUAUUCGACUUGCAGCUGUAUAUGGUGUUGCAUGGCUUUUACAAGAACCAGUACUUCCUGAGGAUAUUUUAGCAAUUCAUGCAGAAAGUUUACUAAAUGAUACACUUGUAUUGAUUCAGGAUGUCAGAGAAUGCGAAACACGAAUCUAUUUACUGACUGUAUUACGAAAUAUAAUUCAAAGAAUUGAUCUGAUUUCCUUUCCCCAACUUACAUCACCGAUCUUAAGCACUUUAGAUCACUUGUGGAGUCUUAGUGGUCAAAGUGCUGCACUUCGAGCCAACAUUCUGGAUACUGUUUGCCUUCUAGUUACUGAACUUAAUGCAUCUAACGAAAAUCUUUCAUUACUACCUGAAUUCAACACCUUGUUACGUAACCCUGUAAUCAGUUUAAUUCAGAUGUCAUUAGACAAUGUAACGGAGAAUAGAUUAGCUGGUUCAGAGGCUCUAUUUGAACCAGGUCUACGUUUAUGGGUUAGUUUAGUUGAGGGCAACGGUUCAAUAUGGUCAUCAGAUCUGGUCAAUUUGAUGCCUUUACUAGUUGGUGAUAGUAUACGUUUAAUACAAUCCGGUGGCGAUAUGUCUUUGGAUAGAUCCUUAAGACAGCCUUUACUUGCUCGUGUAGAUUCUGGAGAACAAGUUGAUUUAGUCUUUCGUAUUGCUUAUGGAACGUUGAGACUGGCUCAUAAAGCUGGUUGUGAUACUUUACACAAUUUUGUCAGUCAAUGGUCUGAAGCAUUUUGGAUGUCUAUUUUAAUGGUCAGUUUAAAUUGGGGAUCAUGUGAACAAGUGAAUUUAGAGGAUUUGUACUCACAAGCUGCCUGUGUUGGUGAUGACAAUAGAUCAGAUGAAGAAUCAAAAUAUCGCUUGAAUCAAUUAAAAUUUUUCAUUCUAUGGUUUACAAUCUAUUUGGAUAUUGAAUGUUUGAAACAGUCAACAGUGGCAGCAGCAGCAACAACAACAGCGGCAUUGUUAUCAUCACCAAGUGGAAUUGCUUUACUUAUUUUAGCGGCUAGAUAUUGUUUAAUUCGUGCACCACAAAAUGCUCAUGAUGAUGUCACUCCAAAGGCAACAGAACUUCGCUUGGUACUGCUUGCUAGAUUAGUAUUAUAUCCAAAUAUGUGGUUAUACUUCAUGAAUAUAUUACAAUUAAUUCAUAAAUAUACCGAUGAAAAUUGUUUUCAUAGUAUUCCUUUACUUCUACAAGAGUGUAACGCACUAAUUAAUCAACACUGUUCAAUUUCUUCAUUACCUGAAUUACGUAAUCUUUUAACUGCUCCACUUACUCGUUGGUUAGGACGAGUUGAUUCUCUUUCAACUUACAUAGAUCGACGUUGUAUAGCUAUUGCUUGUAUUAUUUGUUUAAGACAAGGUGUUCAACAAUAUACUCUCAAUGAAAUUCAGCUAAAUGAUUCAAAAUUUUUAGAAGAAUUAGCUGUUAAUGAUAGUUGGCAUGCUGAAUGGCUUGAACGAGUUAUCAAUAUUAUUAUACAGGUGCUAUAUGAUGAGGAUGAAUUGACAAUACAAGAUGAAAAUGUUCAAUUUUAUUAUGUCUAUCCAAUUGAUAUUGCUACAAAGAACAGUCUGAUACACAGAAUUCGUAAUGAAUUAACAUUAUGGCAGAAUCAAUUAGGCAAUCCUGUGUUAGCUGAUGCUUUGAUCAAGUGUCAUGUUGAUCCAGCUCUACGUGUUCAAUUAGAAAGUCAAUUAAAUCAAUGUGAAUGAAUAAUUUAUAUUAUAUACAGAUGUUUUCUACAUUAAAAAUAAAAAUGCUUUCA
Trichobilharzia szidati is the source of this 3657-nucleotide messenger RNA. NCBI's taxonomy places the organism in Eukaryota, Metazoa, Platyhelminthes, Trematoda, Strigeidida, Schistosomatidae. The record is from the annotation of a GenBank genome assembly.